Messenger RNA from Vitis riparia (riverbank grape), 1545 nucleotides. Its product is annotated as transcriptional corepressor LEUNIG-like. The transcript is spliced from 13 exons. NCBI's taxonomy places the organism in Eukaryota, Viridiplantae, Streptophyta, Magnoliopsida, Vitales, Vitaceae. The coding region runs from base 130 to 1545 and encodes 471 amino acids. The record is from RefSeq and is a predicted model, not a curated record. Gene Ontology annotation, molecular function: protein binding; transcription corepressor activity.
GAAAAAGCCAAUUUUGUUUGUUUGUCCCUAGUUCUCCUUUUCUCUUUUGCAUGGCACCGUCACUUCCCGCCUGGCACUCUCAGGAGAUUGUGAAUUGAAGGUGGUCUGUUUGGGAGGUGGUCACUGAUCAUGGCUCCAGGUGACGAGUGGGAUGCUGAAAAGAUGCUUCAAGUUUACAUUCUUGAUUAUAUGAAGAAAAAGAAUAUGCACACCGCUGCUGAUGUAUUCGCCACUGAAGCAAACGUUGGCUCCAAUCCUAUUGCAAUUGAGUCUGCAGGGGGCUUCUUAGCUGAAUGGUGGUCAAUAUUUUACGAUGUGUUUGCCUCUAGGCAAGCAAUGGGUGAGCAAGGGACAAGUCAGCAAGAAGCCAGGGGAGAUGGUUCCAGCCUGGAGAUACAAACAACUGAAAAUGAACUACAAAGUCUCCAUCCUCUGGUGCCAAAUUUUGAGAUGAAUCAGCAAACUCCUGGGCUGUUUACUAAUCUGGAGAACAUGCUUGGGCAACAAUCAUCUUCUUUAUCAGCUGCAAAAAUGCACCGGCAACAACAAAUUGCUAGGCAGCCUCAACAACGGGUUCGGAGGGAUAAUAGACAAGGGAUUAAUAUGGGAAGGGCUACAUCUAUGGAUCCAACUCUCUAUGGAGUACCAAGAGCAGCAAUCCCAAGGGCUGGGCCUCUUGAUUCGGAGAUGAAUGAAGGAGUUAAUCCAAUGCCACUGAAAGGACAGAUGUCAUCUGGAACUGACCAAUUUCCCUCUGGUUUUGGUCAUCAGGGACUAACCCCAAUGUUGCAGCUACCAAUACAAAAACCACAGUUUCAACUGGCAAGAGCACAAUAUCAGCAAGAUCCCUCAAUCCAAAUCCUGCCGCACACAACAGUCAUGCUGGGAGUGGACCAGCUUCCUUCUAGUUUGGGCAUUCAGGGACUAAACCCAAUGUUUCAGUUACCAAAGCUACAGUCACAGUUUCAAUUGCCAAGAGCACAACAUCAACAAGGGCCCUCAACUCAAGGAGCUGACCAAAUUCCCUCUAGUUUGAGUCAUCAAGGACUAAAGUCAAUGUUGCAGCCACCAAAGCUUCAGCCACAGUUUCAAGCACUAAGAGCACAACAUCGACAAGAGUCCUCAACUCAACUAUUGUCACACACUCCAACCACAUUGGGAGUUGACCAAUCUCCCUCUGGUUUGGGUAAUCAGGUACUAAACUCUUUGCAAUCUCCAAAACAUCAAUCACAGUUUCAAGUGCCAAGAGCACAACAUCAACAAGAGCCCUCUACUCAAUUAUUGUCAAACACACCAGCCAUUCUGGGAGUUGACCAAAUUCCCUCUGGUUUGGGAAAUCAAGGACUAAACCCAACGCAAGGGCCAAACCCCCAGCAACAGUAUAGUAUGUCAAUAGCACUGGAGUCAAAUCCUCAGCAACAGUUUAAGGUACCGACUACUCAGCAUCAACAAGAUCCUUUAAAUCAAAUAUUGUCUGCACCAUCCACACAGUCAUCCUGUUUGGUAGGAGGAUCUACCAAACACUACCGCUAUGUUUGUUUCUAG